Tarenaya hassleriana is the source of this 429-nucleotide messenger RNA. Its product is annotated as RNA-directed DNA polymerase homolog. Lineage: Eukaryota; Viridiplantae; Streptophyta; Magnoliopsida; Brassicales; Cleomaceae. The transcript is spliced from 2 exons. The coding region runs from base 1 to 429 and encodes 142 amino acids. The record is from RefSeq and is a predicted model, not a curated record.
AUGGCAGAAUUGAAGAAGCAGUUGAAUGAGUUGAUGGAGAAGGGAUUCAUUCAGCCGAGUGUUUCGCCUUGGGGAGCGCCCGUGCUAUUCGUCAAGAAGAAGGACGGUAGCAUGCGAUUGUGCAUUGACUAUCGAGGACUUAAUCAGGUAACCAUUAAGAAUCGGUAUCCACUGCCGAGGAUUGAUGAGUUACUUGAUCAGUUGCAGGGUGCACAGUGGUUCUCGAAGAUAGAUUUGCGCUCGGGAUAUCAUCAGAUUGGUGUGAAGGCCGGGGAUGUGCAGAAGACGGCUUUCCGUACACGGUACGGACAUUUUGAGUUUGUCGUUAUGCCUUUUGGACUGACGAACGCUCCUGCAGUAUAUAUGCAGUUGAUGAACCGUGUAUUCAUGGAUUACCUCGACGAGAAGUUGGAUUUCUGGGCCAUGUGA